UACCUGCUCGUCAGCGCUUCCUAUACCUGUAUUCACUCUUACUUGCAUCUUUCAGCUGGUCUUGGAUCCGGAUAUCCGCUCGUCUUUGUCUCUCACUUGACUGACUGCGUCAUCAACAUUACUUCCUCUUCGAAAUUAGUACCCAACAUCAGUCGCAUCCGUAAGCAGGUCUUCAAGAUGCACACCAACACCUUCACCAUCCUCUCUUCGGUUCUCUUCCUUGCCCCCUCACUAUGCGCAGCGCGCGUCGUCCCUCCUCAGCCCCCGCGCAUUCUCCCCCGUGGUGACGCACAGUCAUUGCUAUCGUCAUCCGCUACAUCUCUGGCCGACAAGUGCACCUUCACCCUCUUCCACAAGCAACUCAUGACCGCUGCCCGUCCAGCCUCGGCAAGCGAUGGGAAGAUCAACUACGUCCAAGUCGACAGCUUGGAAGACCACAUGAACGGAAUCACCAUCGAUGUCGCUUCUUCGAGACCCCGGACGGAGCGCAACUCGCAUGUGAAGGUCUCCGCGACGCAGAUCUUUGAGAUCGAUGGACUGUUAGAUGACACCAAGUUGACUAUCUACGGCUCCGAUGGAGAAGACGCACUGGUCUUUGAGUACGAUGGGCUGAAGUGGGCGACCGAGGGCGAGAGCAAGAAGUUGCACCCCGAAGCGUGGUGUGACACCGGUCUCUGGGCAGAGAGUGGGAACGGAAGCAGGCAACGAUCAAUGAAGUGCGCGUUCCCUUGCGCCAAAAUCGAGGACGACGAAGAGGACGAGAGGGAAGAGUUGCGGUAGAUCACUAGGGUCCAACGUAGGGCUCUGGGCCAGCAUUCGACAUGCUACUCAUCCAAUCAGGGCAAGACUCUAGAAUUUCCUUUGUCAAUACUUCGAUUCUCUAACACUUGAUACCCACCCAAAAAGAAAGAUAGUCACAUCACAGUGUGAAAGCUG
Molecule: messenger RNA, 936 nt
Organism: Alternaria rosae
Lineage: Eukaryota; Fungi; Ascomycota; Dothideomycetes; Pleosporales; Pleosporaceae
Exons: 2
Coding region: 178-780 (200 amino acids)
Source: RefSeq, a predicted model, not a curated record